Molecule: messenger RNA, 4789 nt
Organism: Hippopotamus amphibius kiboko
Lineage: Eukaryota; Metazoa; Chordata; Mammalia; Artiodactyla; Hippopotamidae
Gene: RAP1GAP2
Product: RAP1 GTPase activating protein 2
Exons: 25
Coding region: 133-2271 (712 amino acids)
Biological process (GO): activation of GTPase activity; regulation of small GTPase mediated signal transduction
Cellular component (GO): plasma membrane; cytoplasm
Molecular function (GO): GTPase activator activity
Source: RefSeq, a predicted model, not a curated record
CCUGGUGCUGGAGGUCGUGGCAUCUUUCUAAAGCAGAAGCCCGGAAAAUAUCCAGGCACUGAUUGUCCAGCUGCCGUGACCCAGGAGGCUGGGUUGCAGAGUCCUCCUGUGGACCUUGGGAUCGACAAGACCAUGCUGGCGAGCCUGAAGGUCAAGAAGCAGGAGCUGGCCAACAGCUCAGAUGUGACCCUCCCAGACCGGCCGCUGUCCCCUCCUCUCACUGCACCUCCCACCAUGAAGUCGGCGGAGUUCUUCGAGAUGCUGGAGAAAAUGCAGGGGAUCAAGCUUGAAGAGCAGAAGCCGGGACCCCAGAAGAACAAGGACGACUACAUUCCCUACCCCAGCAUCGACGAGAUUGUGGAGAAGGGAGGCCCGUACCCCUUGGUUGUCCUGCCCCAGUUUGGGGGCUAUUGGAUCGAGGACCCUGAGAACGUGAGCACGCCGACCUCUCUGGGCAGCAGCGUCUGUGAGGAUGAGGAAGAGGACAACCUCAGCCCCAGCACGUUUGGCUACAAGCUCGAGUGCAAGGGUGAAGCCAGGGCCUAUCGCAGGCACUUCCUGGGGAAGGAUCAUCUAAACUUCUACUGUACCGGCAGCAGUCUGGGGAACUUGCUCCUGUCCAUCAAGUGUGAAGAGGCUGAGGGAAUUGAGUACCUUCGGAUCAUUCUCAGGUCCAAAGUGAAGACAGUGCAUGAGCGGAUCCCCUUGGCUGGACUGAGCAAGUUGCCCAGCGUGCCUCAGAUUGCAAAGGCUUUCUGUGAUGAUGCAGUGGGGCUGAAAUUCAACCCUGUCCUGUACCCCAAGGCCUCCCAAAUGAUCGUGUCCUACGAUGAGCAUGACGUCAACAACACAUUCAAAUUCGGGGUAAUUUACCAAAAAGCCAGGCAGACCCUGGAGGAGGAGCUGUUUGGGAACAAUGAGGAGAGCCCAGCUUUCAAGGACUUCUUGGACCUGCUGGGGGACACGAUCACACUGCAGGACUUCAAAGGUUUCCGAGGAGGCCUGGACGUGACCCAUGGACAGACGGGGGUGGAAUCAGUGUACACGAUAUUCCGGGACAGGGAGAUCAUGUUUCAUGUCUCCACAAAGCUGCCGUUUACCGAGGGAGAUGCCCAGCAGCUCCAGAGAAAGAGACACAUUGGGAAUGACAUCGUGGCUAUCAUCUUCCAAGAAGAAAACACACCGUUUGUCCCAGAUAUGAUUGCCUCCAACUUCUUACAUGCCUACAUCGUCGUGCAGGCUGAGAACCCGGGCACAGAGACCCCAUCCUACAAGGUUGCAGUCACUGCACGGGAAGAUGUGCCUGCCUUUGGCCCACCUCUGCCCAGCCCCCCUGUUUUCCAGAAGGGCCUGGAGUUCAGGGAGUUUCUGCUCACCAAGCUCACCAAUGCAGAGAAUGCUUGCUGCAAGUCGGACAGGUUUGCAAAGCUGGAGGACAGGACAAGGGCCGCCCUCCUGGACAACCUUCAUGAUGAACUCCACGCCCACACUCAGGCCAUGCUGGGACUGGGCCCAGAAGAGGACAAGUUUGAGAAUGGGAGCCAUGGGGGAUUCCUGGAGUCUUUUAAGAGGGCCAUCCGCGUGCGCAGCCACUCCAUGGAGACCAUGGUGAGCAGCCAGAAGAAGCAGCACGGCGGGGGCAUCCCUGGCAGCCUCAGCGGGGGCAUCUCCCAUAACAGCAUGGAGGUCACCAAGGCUACCUUCUCGCCUCCGGUGGCGGCAGCAACGGCGAAGAACCAGUCGCGGAGCCCCAUCAAGCGGAGGUCGGGGCUCUUCCCCCGUCUGCACACAGGCUCUGAAGGCCAAGGGGACAGCCGGACACGAUGCGACAGUUCAUCCAGCAACCCCAAGACCCCAGAGGGCGGACACUCUUCUCAGGAGAUAAAGUCUGAGACCUCAUCCAAUCCCAGCUCUCCAGAAAUCUGCCCCAACAAGGAGAAGCCCUUCAUAAAACUGAAGGAGAACGGACGAGCCAACAUCUCCCGCUCCUCCUCCAGCACCAGCAGCUUCAGCAGCACGGCAGGGGAGGGCGAGGCCUUGGAGGAGUGUGACAGUGGGAGCAGCCAGCCGUCCACAACCUCUCCCUUCAAGCAGGAGGUGUUUGUGUACAGCCCGUCCCCAAGCAGCGAGAGCCCCAGCCUGGGGGCGGCCGCCACCCCCGUCAUCAUGAGCCGGAGUCCGACAGAGGUCAAAAGCAGAAACUCUCCGAGGUCAAACCUGAAAUUCCGCUUCGAUAAGCUCAGCCACGCCAGCUCCAGUGCGGGUCACUAAUGUGAAAGAGGAGUCCUUCACUUGUCGGAGGGAAGCCCCAAUUCUGUCUCAGAGAAGGCUCCUAUUCCAGCAGUUUGGGGGUGCCAUCCACUACUCUGACCGUCACAGGCCUGCUUCUCCACUGGCCACCUGCCCACCAGACCAGCUAUCUGUCCCAGUGUCCCGACCUGGCCACAGCCUUGCCCAUCCCGGCCAACACCUCCCCAUCUCUGGACAAGGCCUCAUUCCUCCAGGCUCUCCCUGCUCCUGACUGCCCGAUGUGAUAUGUGUCUGGGUCAUUUGUCAUCUUGUUUUGUCUGCAGGGGAGCGUGUUGGGCAAGAGGGGAUCUGGGUACCAGUCAGAAUCCAGAGAAGCAGAGGGAGUGGUGAGGUGGGCAGCGGAGGCUGACAGCAGGAUGCUGCACCCAGGCAGAGGCAGUGCCACGUCCUGGACACGGCAGGCAGGAGGCUGUAGCCCCAGCACAUGCAUUUAAUGCUGGUGGAGGGAGCGUUUUUCCAGGAACCCAGAUUUGUAGUCAUCCUUGAAGGUGUCCUGAUAGAAGUCGGUUCUGCUCCUCCUGCAUGUCUGGAGCUCCCAAACAUCUGUUUGCUUCUGUUCUGGGAGUUUCUUACCCAUCUGCUGACACCAGGCUCAGGCUGCCUCUGUCCCUGCUGCCUGUGUAUCUCAAGCCACGAGGCCGGUUGAAGCUGAGACCCAGCUGGGCAUGUGCGGGAGUGGGCGCCGGGCUCUUUCUGGAUGGCCUCAUUUCCCGCAGGCUCCUGAUGUGAUGGCUGUGGGAGAAGCCAUCAAUCAGUCCCUCCCCUUUGAGCACACGCUUUUCCCAUGAAGGGGUGGGCAGCGGGAGCAGGAAGGUGUUCAGGGAGAGCCAGUAGCGAGCGCUGGGCCUUGGCUGUGGAAAACCUCAGGGCCCAGGGUUAGGCCAGGGUCCAGGUCUCUGCUGGUUGUGGAGGUUCAUGGGAGGCAUAGAGAGUUACUUCAGCUCCCUGCACACACCCGCCUCCCCUGCCCCUGCCCACUUAGGCGGGGGCCCAAGAGAGGUGUAAGUGGGCCCCCUAAGAAACAGACCUGAGAAGUGGCCUCUACCCUCUGUUUGCUAACGGGGAUGCUCUGGGCAGGAUAUGAAAUGGGGACAACUGGUCAGGUUGGUCGGGACGUGUGUGGGUGUAGAACUUAGGUGUGGGAAGGGGUGGUGUCCUUCUGGGGUUUAUGUGCCUGACCUCUGCGGGGGGCCCAGUGCUCUGGGGGGCCUCUUUCCAGCUACCAAGCCCUUUGGUCUAUCAGGGCUUCACCCCCCCACCCCCCUGCCCCUAGAUCCUCCUCCUCCUCUCUCUAGCCACAAGUCUGUAGGCGUUUGUCACGUCUGUGGGAUUCCUGCAACCUGAGUCCCAAGCUGGGUGCAAUUCAGACACUGCCUGUCACCUGCACCCUCAGCCAGAGCCACCUUUGCUGGGCUGAGCGAGCUCGCUCUCUGACAAGAGACCCUUCCUCCCUUCUCACCCAUCUGAGUCUGCAGUGCGAUAGGUCAGUUCUGCUGACUGUCUGUGGUGGCGUUUAAGGGGAGGUAUCCUCCAAGUUAAACAGAGUCUGAAGAGCAGACCCUUGAGGUGCUACAGCUCCAAGUGUAUAUGGGGCCUCGGCGACACGGGGCUGCCAGGGUGACACAGGUUGGGCACCUGCUUUAAUGAGCAGAUGACAUGGAUUUCCAACCAAACACUUUAUUUGCAUUGGGAUCUGGGCCUAUGCCCAAGGCAAGACAUAUAAACGUUACACUUGUUGUGACUGAUGUGACAAUUUCCCUAUUGCUUUUGCUUUUAGAACAAACCCUUGAUCCUUCAUCCCCAGCUCACGUGGACUUUGUGGGAUCCUAUUUACAGGCUGGGCGGACCUCUCCCCUCAUGCUAUCUGGGAAAUGUGUUUACUUAAAGUACUAGUCCAGUAAGAUUUAUUCUAGUUAGAAGGUCAACAAAUGUCUGUUUAGCUUUUAUUAAAACUCCCUGUAGCGGCACCCACAGCUGGCAUGAGGCCCGCGGAUUCUGGCACUGUUCUGUUGGCUGGGUUUCUGGAGGAACUUGAAAGGUCAGACUGCAUUUCUUUAAAAACUGUUCCAGGUUCUGGCUCGCUUCUCCAGGAAGCUGAUAUUUACAGCUGCCUGGUGGUUGUGCUGUGCUGUUUGUCGUGGUCUGGGGGUCCUCUGGACUUUUCAGGUUGUCUCCAUUCUGUCCUACUUGGGAACCUUAUACCCGCCUUCCCCACUGCUCUGGCUGUUCUCCCUGCAGCCCCCACCUCCUGGGAGGGCUUUGCCCCCGGUGCCUCUGAGCCAGCAGCCAGGAUGGCUAGGUGUGUCCAGAGAAACUGAGAGGUGUAGGUGGGCCCCCUAAGAAACAGACCUGAGAAGUGGCCUCUACCCUCUGCUAAUGGGGAUGCUCUGGGCAGGAUCUGAAAUGUCCCUCCUUAUGGGUCCUGCCUCACCACAUCUAGAAAGUUCAUUCUGUAGCUUCCAGAGUGUCCAGCCUCCAC